UCAGACUCAGUCCGAUGUCAUGGCGACCGUGAGGUGCUGUCACAUAUACUCUGCUCUGUGCACUCGUCCACUGCAGGACUCUAAUCCCUGAAGCGAGUCCUGAUGCGUGGGGUCGUUGAUGGGAGAACCAAUCUACUCCAAAGUGGCGGCUCUCUCUUUGAAUUUUGAUGUCCUCAUUUCCCCUCCACCUCCACAAGCCUCCCUGGGCCUGUGCUGCAGAGUGUCCCCGUCCCAUCACCAUCAUCAUCAUCAUCAUGCUGCGACCGUCACCGUCGCUCCAUAAACAAGGUUAAAGCCACCCUAUGGGUCAGAUUCUCUCACGUGCCUCCUGACAAACACCUGCCCAGGUGACAUGCGCCACUGAGUUUCGACCGGUAAAGUGUCACGGCAACGGUUGCCAUGCACAGCAACCCUCCUCCCGUCUCUUAUGGAUUCAUGUCACUUCCUCACAGCGGUGAGGGGCAUCUCGAUGGCCUCCUUCACUACAAUGUCCUACUCUCACGUGUGGACGUGGUUCCUUCCUCAUGACUUUACUGUGUCUCACAGAGAGUUAUUGUGUGGUUCAUGUUUACUGUAUAUCUUAUUUAGAUCAAUUUGUUUAACAAAUCGGUGUCCUGCACAUACUAAAGAUACCCACUGGGAUUGACAGGUCUAACACAUCCAAAGAUGAUCCAUUUAUAAACAUAGUCAGUCGUUGUGGGGGUGUCUGCAUGCAGAUGUCCAGGAACAGCAAUACACCGUCUGACUUAUGUUCUACUGUCGAGUAGGUUACAUGAAGAGAAAAGAAAAGAUGGAGCCACAGGCGGUGGUGGUCCAAACGAAUGCUUUAUUAAAUGGGUUUGUAGAAUAUCUAACACAUAUGCAGACUGUGACAAUUUCAGUAGCCUACCAAUGUUCAAUUCGGUUGGAUUAAUGUCUUCCUUACUCAACACGGGAUGUAUGUUCAUUUUCAUCACCCUCCUGCCAACAAACACCUGAAAACAAGCCAGAGAGAGAGAGAGAAGUGGGGUGGGGGGGCUGAGGAGCGCAGCUCCGCCCGGGCUAUUAAAGCAGAGCGCGCGAGCGGAGCGGCUCUGAGAGGACUCGUUGUUUAGCCUUCCUUCAACCAGCUGGACGGUGCGCAUCACAGAUCACCGGACACCACGCAACACACGCGCAGCCAUGAGUGAGAGACAAGCAUCCGGAGCAGUGACUGGAAACAGCAAACCUUCUGCUGCCCAAGACGAGAAGAACAAGAACAACCUCCCCCAGGACUUCGACAUCGACAUGGACAACCCGGAGACGGAGAAGGCCGCCGUGGCCAUCCAGUCGCAGUUCAGGAAAUUCCAGAAGAAGAAGCAAGAUGUGAAGUCGUAGAGCGGAGCGCCGUCACCCGAUGGGGGCCUGGUCUUUGCAUGUCAAUCAAACUGCACCGUCAUGAAC
This is a messenger RNA of Pseudoliparis swirei, 1422 nucleotides long. It is a transcript of the gene pcp4a, whose product is annotated as Purkinje cell protein 4a. The transcript is spliced from 3 exons. Bases 1162 to 1356 code for a protein of 64 amino acids. Gene Ontology annotation, molecular function: calcium ion binding; calmodulin binding. Gene Ontology annotation, cellular component: cytoplasm. The record is from RefSeq and is a predicted model, not a curated record. Lineage: Eukaryota; Metazoa; Chordata; Actinopteri; Perciformes; Liparidae.